This is a messenger RNA of Phaeoacremonium minimum UCRPA7, 987 nucleotides long. RefSeq names its product putative dienelactone hydrolase family protein. The coding region runs from base 1 to 987 and encodes 328 amino acids. The transcript is spliced from 4 exons. The record is from RefSeq and is a predicted model, not a curated record. Gene Ontology annotation, molecular function: hydrolase activity. Lineage: Eukaryota; Fungi; Ascomycota; Sordariomycetes; Togniniales; Togniniaceae.
AUGGCAGAGCCAGAGGUUGCUACGAAAGCUCCUGAGAGCGAUGCUCUCGAAGACAGCCCUAUUCCCGGUGAUACCCCAGCUCAGAAAGGCGUCACGAUGGGAGAGCAUUGUGUCACAGACAGGCCAACUCCUAGUGGAACCGGGCCGACAGGUGAAAUCAGGAAGCUCGGCGACGUCGAUGUCUACGUCUCAAAACCGAGCGAAUACCCUCACGUACCAGCAAAGCUGCUGCUGCUCCUGACCGGCGGUACUGGCCUGAAGUCGACCAACAACCAGAUCCAGGCAGACAAGUUUGCAAGCGAGGGUUUUGUGGUUGUUAUGCCAGAUCUAUUUGAAGGUGAUGCGGCACCCAACUCCACGACGAUUCAGGAGGAGGAAGGCAAUGGUGCUUCGCUCUCCUUCCUCGACCAGUUCAAGGUCAAGGCGGCUGAGACUGCAAAGUCCUUCUUGAUCGACAUGUGGCUUGCACGGCACACAGAGGAGAAGGUCAUGCCCAUACUACACAAAGUGAUAGACGCAAGCAAGGACGAGUUCGCUGAUGCGGUCUCGAAUGGCGGCGGCAUCUAUGCAGCAGGAUACUGCUUCGGUGGCCGGUAUAUCUUGCUGCUAGCUUCGGAGCGAGCUCCGGUCACUGCUGGUGCUUUGUGGGGUCAGAAACCGGCUGACGAAGAAGCGGGACUGGUGAAGCAGGGCCCGUUCAUCAAGGCCGGUGCAUUGGCGCACGCGACUCUUGUCUCGACAGAGGACUUUCAGGGUUUGAAAUCCCCUAUCAGCCUGGUAUGUGUGGAGAGCGACCCGUUGUUCCCAGAUGAAGUACGGGCAGCUGGAGAGGACUACUUGUCGAAGAAUAAUCUGGAACAUGAGGUCCAGGUCUACCCAGGGGUUCCUCAUGGGUUUGCCGUUGUUGGUGAUUAUGAAGAUGCUACCAUCAAGACGGCUCAGAGCACAGCAUUCGAUCAGAUGUUGAAGUGGCUCAAGGAGCAUUAG